Molecule: messenger RNA, 1211 nt
Organism: Cheilinus undulatus (humphead wrasse)
Lineage: Eukaryota; Metazoa; Chordata; Actinopteri; Labriformes; Labridae
Exons: 6
Coding region: 1-966 (321 amino acids)
Biological process (GO): proteolysis
Molecular function (GO): serine-type endopeptidase activity
Source: RefSeq, a predicted model, not a curated record
AUGGCUGUACCUGGACCUCCUCUGCUUCUCCUUCUGUCUGUGCUGCUGCCGCUGCUGUUGAGCAAGGCGUCUCUGCCUGCAGCUGCGUACACACUAACAACCGGACGACAGCCUCAGCCUAAGAUCCUCCACCUGGACUGGCCGAAGGAUUGCGGCAUGGCUCACUUCAAGCCCAACAUGGCUGAGAGGAUUGUGUCAGGGAAUGAGGCAAGACCUCACUCCUGGCCCUGGCAGGUCUCACUGCAGGUUCGUCCCAGGGGAAGCAAACAUUACAUUCAUGUCUGUGGAGGCACUCUGAUCCACAAGAACUGGGUCCUUACUGCUGCCCACUGCUUCCAAAAGGGUAAAGCCGAGGAUGCUGGGAGCUGGAGGAUCGUCUUGGGUAAACACCAGCUGAAGCGCUCAGAGACGGCAGAGAGGAUUUUCCCCGUGAAGAGGAUCUACCGGCACGAGAACUUCCGUUACCCUGCCCACAGCGAGCUGGACUACGACAUCGCCCUGGUGAAGGCUGGCACAGACAUCAUCCCCUCAAACUUCAUCCGCUACGCCUGCCUGCCGCGCAAGCAGACCAGCCUCAAACCGGGACACUACUGCUGGGUGACCGGCUGGGGAGACACCCGCGGUGGAAAGGAGAAUGUGUCUCUGGCUGAAGCUCUGAAUCAAGCUCGCCUGCCCAUCAUUGACUUUAAGACCUGCAGGCAGAAGAAAUUCUGGGGUGAUCGUGUUCGAGACUCGAUGAUCUGUGCUGGGUUCAGGGACACCGAGGACCCUCCUGCUGCAUGCCAGGGUGACUCUGGCGGACCUCUGCUGUGCCAGCUUGGGCGAGAUCGCUGGGAGGUGCACGGUGUGGUGAGCUUUGGCCCCAUUGGCUGCACCGUGGAGAACAAGCCCAGUGUGUUCACCCGCACCGCUGCCUACAUCCCCUGGAUCGAGGCCACGCGCAUCAGGGAUUUCUUCCUACACUGAACGGACCACCUGACAGUAAACAUAAGCUCUGCUUGGUUUUCAUACUCAACUACAUUCUGUUUUUUUCACAGCUAUUGUUUUUUCCAGACAUUUUCUCAAUAACUUCAACUUACAUCAACUUAAGGAUGUAAAAUGUGUUCUAAGUGUGUGACAAUUGUUUUCCUAAACACUGUCAAGUCUAAACUAUGAUCUACUGUGGUUCCAAACAGCAGAAAGUUUUGACUACAAUGUUUACACAUCAUUAU